AUGACCGCCCCAGUCCUUACAAGCACUCCCGUCCCCGAAGCCACCAAGCCAAUCAUGAGCUCAACAGUCACCCCCAUCGACAUUGAGACCGACGGACCCCUCUUCUCCCCCUCCCUCAUCUCCCCCGAAGUGAUCUCCCUUCUCCCAACAGACUACACCAUCCGCCCCAUGCGCCGCUCAGACUACCACCGCGGGUACCUGGAUGUGCUGCGCGUGCUGACGACCGUAGGAGAGAUCAGCGAGGAAGCGUGGAACCAGCGGUACGAUUGGAUCACCUCGCGCAACGACGAGUACUACUUGCUGGUUGUCUGCGAUGGCGCGGACCGGGUCGUCGGAACAGGGAGCCUGAUUGUCGAGCGCAAAUUCAUUCACUCGCUUGGCAUGGUUGGGCAUAUCGAGGAUAUUGCUGUUGAGAAGAAUCAGCAGGGCAAGAAGCUGGGGUUGAGGAUUAUCCAGGCUUUGGAUUAUGUUGCUGCGCAGGUUGGCUGUUACAAGAGCAUUCUUGACUGCUCCGAGGUCAACGAGGGAUUCUACGUCAAGUGUGGCUUCAAGCGCGCAGGUCUCGAGAUGGCUCACUACUACUGA
Messenger RNA from Penicillium bovifimosum, 585 nucleotides. RefSeq names its product glucosamine 6-phosphate N-acetyltransferase (gene gup1). Bases 1 to 585 code for a protein of 194 amino acids. The record is from RefSeq and is a predicted model, not a curated record. Gene Ontology annotation, molecular function: glucosamine 6-phosphate N-acetyltransferase activity; monosaccharide binding. Gene Ontology annotation, cellular component: Golgi apparatus; endoplasmic reticulum; endoplasmic reticulum-Golgi intermediate compartment. Gene Ontology annotation, biological process: UDP-N-acetylglucosamine biosynthetic process. The transcript has 2 exons. Lineage: Eukaryota; Fungi; Ascomycota; Eurotiomycetes; Eurotiales; Aspergillaceae.